This is a messenger RNA of Corylus avellana, 1501 nucleotides long. The record is from RefSeq and is a predicted model, not a curated record. NCBI's taxonomy places the organism in Eukaryota, Viridiplantae, Streptophyta, Magnoliopsida, Fagales, Betulaceae.
UCAAGAAAAGAAGUGAAAGAUAUGGUUUUAGUUCCUUAGAGCAAGGAUCAAGUAGUGGUGAAUCUAGUGUUACAUGGCAUGACCCUAGCCUAGAGUGGGUGCACUUUUCAUUGGGGAAGAUGAAGUUGUGGGCAUUGAGUCUACAAGGGAUGAGCUCGUAAGCUGGUUGGUGGGGGGAGUAUCUAAACGAUCUGUUAUUUCAGUUGUAGGCAUGGGCGGAAUUGGUAAGACAACUCUUGCUAAGAAAGUAUAUGAGAAUGAAUUAGUGAAAGGACAUUUUGAUUGCCGUGUUUGGAUCACAGUGUCUCAGUCAUACAAUGUCCAGAAGAUACUCAUGUCCAUGACAAAGAAAGUCUACUGUGAAAAUGAAAUGGCUCCAGGACAAAUAGACAUGACGGACGAGAUCACAUUAAUCAGCCAGUUGAGGAAAUAUUUACAGCAAAAGAGGUAUGUUGUGGUUUUUGAUGAUGUUUGGACGUCAGAGUUUUGGGAAAUUGUGAAACAUGCUUUACCAUGCAAUGACAGAGGAAGCAGGAUUAUUAUCACAACACGCAAUGAUCUCAUUAGUGUAUCUUGUAAAGAAUCUUUUUUCGAUCAGGUCCACAAGCUACAACCUCUGUCUCAAGACAAGGCUUGGGAAUUGUUUUGUAGAAAGGCAUUCCAGUCCGAGUUUCAAAGGUGUUGUCCCAAAGAGUUGGUGAAACUGUCGAUGGACAUUGUCAAAAAAUGUGAAGGCCUACCACUUGCAAUUGUUGCCAUAGGUGGUCUUUUGUCAACAAAGGAAAAGGUGCCAUUAGAAUGGAAAACGUUGCAUGAUAGCCUCAGUUCUGAGCUAGAAUGUAAUCCACACCUUACAAAUGUAACAAAAAUUCUCUCUCUUAGUUAUCAUGAUCUUCUAUGCUACCUAAAGGUUUGUUACUUGUACUUCGGCAUUUUUCCAGAGGACUACUCCAUCACAAGUACAAGAUUACUUUGGCUAUGGGAAGCUGGGGGCUUCAUAAAAGGAAAGAAGGGAAAGGCACUGGUAGAGGUAGCUGAUGAAUACUUAAUGGAGCUCAUCCACAGAAACUUGGUUCAAGUUUCAUUUGCGGAGUUUGAUUAUGAGAUAAUUAGAAAGUAUAGAAUCCAUGAUCUGCUGCACGAAACCAUCCUAUCGAAGAUUGGAGAGUUGAAUUUCUCUCAAGUUCUGGAAGCAGGCAAUACUACUUUCCAUGGUAAAAGUCGGAGCCUAUCAAUCCACGAUGCUAGAGAAAAUGUUUUUGAGACAAUUGAGUACUCUCGUGUCCGUUCUAUUUUUCUCUUCAACAUUAAUGAAAUGCCCCAGUCUUUCAUGGUUAAAUUGUUCAAAAAGUUCAAGCUUUUGAAAGUGUUAGAUUUUGAAGAUGCUCCUAUUGAUUAUCUUGCUCAAGAAGUGGGUACUUUAUUCCAUUUGAAGUACUUAAAUUUGAGGGGAACAAAAGUGAAGAUACUUCCAAAUUCAGUGGGACCUAUCAAUGAUUGA